Girardinichthys multiradiatus is the source of this 3294-nucleotide messenger RNA. Its product is annotated as NACHT, LRR and PYD domains-containing protein 3-like. The coding region runs from base 1 to 2796 and encodes 931 amino acids. NCBI's taxonomy places the organism in Eukaryota, Metazoa, Chordata, Actinopteri, Cyprinodontiformes, Goodeidae. Gene Ontology annotation, molecular function: protein binding. The transcript is spliced from 5 exons. The record is from RefSeq and is a predicted model, not a curated record.
AUGUCAGCACUGCAUCAUCGACCAACCACAUCAGACCCGGCUGCACUGCAGUCCAACCUCCAGAACAUGUUCAGCUCUGUGAAAGAGGGUUGGUUGGGGAAGCGUCAUGAGGAAGUUUCAUGUUGCAUGGAUCCAGAGCUGUACAUCACAGAGGAAUGGGAUCAGCGUGAGAUCACAGGCUCAGAAACAGAAACAUCUAAACCUGUGAAAGUCAGCGACAUGUUUCAACAUCUUUCCAGAAGAGGCAACUCCUGCAGAACAGUUGUAACCAAAGGGAGUGCUGGUAUCGGUAAAUCCUUCCUUGUGCAGAAGUUUAUAUUGGACUGGGCUGAAAAACGAGCCCAUCAAGAAUUUCAUCUGGUUUUCCCUUUUGAUGCUCGUCAGCUGUGUUUAUGGAGAGGAGAAAGGUUCAGUUUGGCAGAGCUAAUUCACACGUGUGUUCCAGGAAUGCCAUCCAGUGGCAUUACGGCAGAGAUGCUUAAUGACAUAUUCACAAGAGAAACCAGAAAUGACAAAAGUGAAUUUAAACUUCUGUUUAUCAUUGAUGGUGUAGAUCAGAAUCUCCUUAAAUUUGAUUUUAUCAGCAGGACAAAUGCGUCUGAUGUAAUAAAGUCACCCAGAGUAGAAGUUCUACUGACUAAUCUCAUUACGAAGAAACUGCUUCCCUCUGCUUGCCUCUGGAUAACUACACAUUCUGCAGAACCCAAUCAGAUCCCUCCUGAGUGUGUGGACAUGGUGACGGAGCUCAGAGGAUUCAGUGACCCGCAGAAGGAGGAGUACUUUCGGAAGAGAUUCAGAGAUGAGUUGAAGGCCAGUAGGUUUAUCUCCCACAUUAAGACAUCCCAAAGCAUCCACAUCAUGUGCUACAUUCCAGCGUUUUGCUGGAUCACUGCUGCAGUUCUGGAGGAUGCAUUGGAGACCAAAGAGAGAGGAGAGCUUCCCAGCACCCUGACAGAGAUGUAUACAGAGUUUCUGAUGGUUCAGAUCAACCACACAAAGAAAAAGUAUCAUCCUAAAAAGUGCAUCCAGUCCAUCAAGUCUCUGGCCAAACUAGCCUUUCACCAACUCCUGAGAGAUAACAAGGUGUUUACUGAGGAGGACUUAAACAGCUGUGGUCUCAAGGUGAGAACUGCAUCAGCGUACGCAGAUUGGUUCACAGAGAUCUUCAAGCAGUUUUCUGGAAAGAGGACAGACAAUUACCAGGAGAAGGUUUUCUGCUUUUCUCACUUCAGCAUUCAGAAGUUUCUUGCUGCUUUUCAUGUGAUUACUUCACUGCUCUCUGACAACAAAAAUGUGAUGUCUGUAUCAUGGAUGACAGUUGACAACUGGCUCCUCCGUUUCAGGAGAACGUCUACAACAAAAGUUCAUAAAAAAGCACUGAAAACAGCCUUGAAAACCCCAAAUGGAGAGCUAGACUUGUUCCUACGAUUCAUCAUGGGUCUUUCUCUGCAGACAAAUCAGCUUCUCCUACAUGACCUACUGACACCAACAAGAAGCACCUCAAGGUCCAACCAGAAAACAAUCAAAUACAUUAAGAGAAAGAUCAGUGGAAGUAAAUCCCCAGAAAAAAUGAUAGUUAUGUUUCACUGUCUGAAUGAGCUGAGGGAUGACUCUGUCGUGGAGGAGAUCCAAAAGUCUCUGAGAUCAGGAGGUCUCUCCGCAGACAAACUGUCUCCUGCUCAGUGGUCAGCUCUGAUCUUCAUCUUACUGUCAUCUGAAAAACAUCUAUAUCAGUUUGACCUGAAGAAAUACUCUUCUUCAGAUGAGGUUCUGCUGCAGCUCCUGCCAGUUCUGAAAGUCUCCAGCAAAGCUCUGUUAACUGGCUGCAAAUUAUCAGUGGGAUCCCUUGAAGUUCUGUCUCUGGUUCUCAGCUCUCAUUCAUCCAGUCUAAAAGAACUGGAUCUGAGUAACAACGACCUGCAGGAUUCAGGAGUGAAGCUGCUUUCUGUUGGGCUGCAGAGUCCAAACUGUAAACUAGAGACUCUCAAGAUGUCUGGCUGUUUGAUCACAGAGGUUGGUUGUGAUUUUCUGGCUUCGGCUCUGAGUACCAACCCCUCCCAUCUCAAAGAACUUGACCUGAGUUACAACCAUCCAGGAGAGUCAGGGAUGAAGCAGUUAGCAGCUGGACUGAAAGAUCCACUCUGGAGACUAGAGACUCUUAAGUUGGACAACUGUGGUGAGCAGAGGCUGCACCCUGGAAUCAGGAAAUAUGCCUGCGAACUAGAGCUGGACUCAAACACAGCACACAGAAGCCUCAAAUUGUCCAAAAGCAAGAGGAACAUGACAUUUUCAGAGAACCAGAUGUAUCCGGAUCACAUCGAAAGAUUUAACUUCUGGCCCCAGGUGCUGAGUAAAAAUCCUCUGACCAGUCACUGUUACUGGGAGGUGGAAUGGCAUGGACUGAUUUAUAUAGCUGUAAGUUACAGGAAUAUCAGCAGAAGAGGACAUGGUAACGAGUCUCUGUUUGGAGGAAAUAAGGAGUCCUGGAGUCUGGCGUGCUUCUUUAACCGUUUUGCCGUGUUCCAUAACAAAGAGUGUCAAGAAAUACGAUUUGCCUCAAAUGUCUCUAACAGAGUAGCAGUGUAUGUGGACUGUCCUGCUGGCAUUCUGUCCUUCUACAUGGUCUCCUCUGACUCACUGAUCCACCUCCACACCUUCAACACCACAUUCACCGAACCUCUUUAUGCCGGAUUUGGAUGUGAUCGGGAUAGGCUACUUAACUUCCUAAAUUUUAGCUGUUCGGUGUCUGUGUGCCCCCUGUUGGUAGAUGAGUCUGCAAAACUUGCUAGUAAAUAAGUACCAACUAUUUAGGUAGAAAAUAUGAUGUUUAAUGUCUACUCAUGUUAAAAUUAGAAUAAACUUUUACAUAUGUCUGGGUCCUUUUGUACAGUAUAAGCAGGAGUCUUAUGUUCUUUCUUGUGACUAUUGAAAUCUUGACUGGUUCCCAGUGGGAUGAAAGACUGUGUCUAUGUUUAUUCAGUGAAAUGUCUUUCUUUUGAAAACCAACAUUUUUGAUGCAGGAAUGUUUUUCCAAAAAAAAACAGCCAAGGUCACAUUCACUGUGCAGAGCAGGGACUAAUUAAUUAAAGGAAAACCAAACUGAGCAAUAACCAACCUUCAAACCACUCACAGACCUUGCUGCAUGUAAAAUAUGAAAUUAUUAUGUUUAUUGUUGAAUACAUGUAUAUUUUUCUGUUGGGCCUUUCAAAGGUAAGGUAAGUGAGAACAUUUAUUCUGGUGUUUCUAAGUGUCUCUCAAAAGGCCACUCAGCAAAAUGUAGAAAACAGAAUUAAC